AAACAACUUCCUAUAAUGUAGGAUUAUAAACAAUUUACAUCCUCAAAUUCUCAAACAAAAUUUUACCAAUAAUAUCAUUCAUUUCACUAUAUAUAUAUUGCUUUCAUUUUUCUUACAAAAUCUCAAGCCAAGAGGUAACAACUUGCCUCUUACAUAAUUAACCCCACAUUUUUUUUUGUUUCAAUUAAUUGAAUUAAUUGAAAUUAAUAAUGGGGGCUAAGAAGAUUGCAAUUGCUAGCAUUGCUUCAAUUCUUUUAGUAGCUUGUGUGGUUGCUGCAGCCAUCACAUUUACCAGCAAGAGGAAUGAAGAUAAUUCAUCCACUAACAAUAAUAAUGCUGAUUCCAAAAUUUCAACUGCUAUAAAGUCUGUUCAUUCUAUUUGUCAACAAACUGAUUACAAAGAAACUUGUGAAAAAAGUCUUGCCAAUGCCAACAACACUAGUAAUCCAAAAGACCUAAUUAAGGUGGCGUUUAGCGCCACGAUUAACGAACUCUCAGACGCGAUAAAGAAGUCCUCUUCAUUGAUCAACGAGGCCGCGAAGGACCCCAGAACAAAAGAUGCAUUGAACACCUGUGAAGGCGUCCUCAAUGUCGCGGUUGAGGACAUGAAAAGAUCGUUCGAAGGAAUGGAGGUGUUGGAUGUGACUAAGUUAGUCAAGGGUCACGCGGAGGACCUCAAGACAUGGCUCAGCGGGGCCAUCACGUAUCAAGAAACGUGUCUAGACGCUUUUGAGAACACGACCGGCGAGACCGGGAAGAAAAUGAGGGAACUUUUGAAAACGUCAGGGGAACUAAUGAGUAAUAGUUUAGCUAUGGUUUCGAAUUUUGACAAGGUUGUUAAGGACCUCAACAUAAAGAUACCUGGCGUAAAUCGACGAUUAUUAAGUGUUCAUGAAAGGAUGCUACAUCAAAUUAAUACUCAUGGGAAGCCCAAUGCAAUUGUUGCACUUGAUGGUAGUGGACAAUAUAAGUCUAUCAAUGAAGCCCUUAGAGCUGUGCCACAAAAAAAUACACAAAAGUUUGUUAUAUUCAUUAAGGCUGGUGUAUACAAAGAGUAUGUUGAAGUCCCAAGAAAAAAGAACAAUAUUGUUUUUAUUGGUGAAGGCCCAACAAAGACCAAAAUUACUGGUAACAAGAAUUAUGCUGAUGGUACUGGCACUUUUCAAACGGCCACAGUUGCAAUCAAUGGAGACAACUUCAUAGCUAAAGACAUUGGAAUAGAGAACACAGCAGGCUCAAUAAAGCACCAAGCCGUAGCCCUUCGUGUCUCAGGCGAUAUGGCAAUUUUCCACAACUGUCAAUUCGAUGGCUAUCAAGACACUUUAUACGUCCACUCCUAUCGCCAAUUCUAUCGAGAUUGCACCAUAACCGGAACCAUAGACUUCAUCUUUGGUGACGCUGCAGCCGUGUUCCAAAAUUGCAAGAUGAUCGUUAGAAAACCAAUGGCUAACCAAGCCUGCAUGGUUACGGCCCAAGGCCGUAAAGAUAGACGUGGUGUAGGUGCCAUUGUCAUGCAAAAUUGUGAAGUUUUGGCAACACAAGAAUUUAAAGCAACUCAACCACCUAUUAAAGCAUAUUUAGGAAGACCAUGGAAAGAAUUUUCAAGAACAAUUAUAAUGCAAUCAUUUAUUGAUGGAUUUAUUGAUCCACAAGGAUGGUCAGUAUGGGCAGGGAAUUUUGCAUUAGACACAUUGUAUUAUGCUGAAUAUCAAAAUAGGGGUGCUGGGGCAAGUCGUUUUAAUAGGGUAAAUUGGAGGGGUUAUCAGAAAAAUAUUUCACCACAAGUUGCUGCUGGAUUUGCUCCUGGAGUUUUUAUGAUGGGUGAUGAGUGGAUUAAAUUGAGUAAUGUUCCAUAUGACUCUAGGUUGAGAUAAAGGUUUAAUUUGUAAUUUGGUAUGGGUAUUCUUUAUGGAUGACUUUGUAAUAUUUAAGUGAAAUUAUUUUCCCAUAAAAAAUUCAUUUUAUUGGACUUA
This is a messenger RNA of Capsicum annuum, 1973 nucleotides long. Its product is annotated as pectinesterase. Bases 210 to 1874 code for a protein of 554 amino acids. The record is from RefSeq and is a predicted model, not a curated record. Gene Ontology annotation, biological process: cell wall modification. NCBI's taxonomy places the organism in Eukaryota, Viridiplantae, Streptophyta, Magnoliopsida, Solanales, Solanaceae. The transcript is spliced from 2 exons. Gene Ontology annotation, molecular function: pectinesterase inhibitor activity; pectinesterase activity.